This is a messenger RNA of Callorhinchus milii (elephant shark), 2581 nucleotides long. RefSeq names its product family with sequence similarity 53 member C (gene fam53c). Bases 235 to 1572 code for a protein of 445 amino acids. Gene Ontology annotation, biological process: protein import into nucleus. Lineage: Eukaryota; Metazoa; Chordata; Chondrichthyes; Chimaeriformes; Callorhinchidae. Gene Ontology annotation, cellular component: nucleus. The transcript is spliced from 5 exons. The record is from RefSeq and is a predicted model, not a curated record.
CUGGAGCGCGUUACUAGGGAGACAGCGUAGGAUAUUGAUGCUGGCGGCGGGCGCUUGUCAGCCCCUUAGCAACCGCUGCACUGCUCAGCUCCUCAGUAACCCCGGUGAGGAGCGGCCCCGCUGCAGCCCCGACACACUUAAUACAACAGCAUUCGGUUUGUUGGGGAAUUUGAAAGAAUGGAUUAAAGAAGCACCAGUGGGUCUUGAAGUCCACUUCAAAAUGGCUACUUCCAAAUGAGCCUGACACUGGCACCAGGAGCAUGUCUGCUUGACAGGACAAGCAAGAGCUGCAGGGACUGGCAUUGCAUCGAGAGGGGCUUGGUUGGUUUUUUACAGCACACCACAACGGGUAGGAAGUUUACCAUGGUAACUGUCAUCACGGAGCAGCUACAGAAGCAGAGUUUGGAUGACCUGGCUUGUAAAGCCCUCAACUUUAAUCUGCCUCUGCCUGAAAAUACAAACCAAGGUGGCUGCUGGAAUCCAUACCAUUUCAUACCAGAGGAAAGGAAGUGGAAUGUACUAAAUUCGCGUGCAGAACUUCCAGUGAAAAUGGGGUUUCCUUCACUUGUCAGCUACAACCUAAAUGGCAUUGAGCCCUCCAGACAGAGCAAAUCCUCAUGGACAAGGCAGGUGACUAGUACUUCUGUGGGAAAUCUGAAUGACUUGCACUUCUUUGAGAGUUCUGCCUUACUCCCAGCUCCACCAACUAAACGGCACUGUCGCUCGCUUUCCGUGCCAGAGGACCUGUCCCACUGCCGGUCUCUAUGGAAGCCAAGCAGCUCAAAGGUGUGGAUCCCUGUCAAACGCCGCUGCAAUAGUGGCGGCACUGCAAGUGCACAGCUCUGCGCCCCGACACAGCGACCAUCCAAUCUUGGCCUGCCGCAGCCACCUCUCUCCAGCCUUCACUCUAACGGCAGCUUCACCUUCUCCAGCCUCACUGCGUCUCCCGAAUCCCCAUUGCCUUGGACGUUAUCACCUGGCCACCAUUCUACAGAAGCUGCUGAGAGAACGUUCUUGGGGAUCCAGUGCAUCUUGCCCGAGCAGUGCGAGUUCCUCCCUCAAAGGCGCUUUUCACUGUCACCUGUGCACAUCCAUGAGGCAACAAGAUGUCUAAUGUCAGCAAAAAGUACCCCGUCCUCCACUCCAGAGAUGAACCGGCGGCAGCAGGGCCUGCUGCGCAGCCACUCCCAGCCCUGUGAUCUAAACGAACGCAAAUGUGGUAUCAAACGCAGGCAUGAUGAGGAUGUCCGGUGGGCUAGACCUGCCCUAGACUUCUUCAAGAUGACCCAGAUGAGAAAUCUAAGCAGUCCUGCAUGUGUUGAUCCAGAGGAGAGGGAGCCCCGGAAGUUCACCUCUUUAUCUGUGAGCCGCUCGCCAGCCUGUGCGUUGGAGCGUGUGGUCUGCCCACUGGACCUGCUGCACGGCUGCCCAGCAUCAAAUGGCAAAAUUGAAACACUAAGCGAAAGCGAGGAGGAGGAGGAGGACAGAAAGGGGUUCAGCAGCACCACAGAGGAGAGCCCAUUCCAGAGGAACUGCGAGGAUCUGGAUUUGGAGAUGAUUGAGGAAAAUUGAAUGGUUUCAGUUGAGUAAUUAUUGGAGACUUAUGUUUUUUUACCUUUCAGAUUACGCCUUAAAAUGCAUCCCAUGUGCAGAGAUUGCAAGGGGUAUGUGGACGCUUUACAUUACUUCCCAGGUUCACGAUUAUUGAGAGCUGUGAAGACGAGCAAUGUAAUGACUUUGUGCUGCUCCUUUCUUCUGCUCACACCACAUGAAUCGUCCACUUGCUGAAGCUUAAGCCCAUCCAAUGAAGCUGUCAUAACGCUCUCCACCAACAUCCAGGGACAGGUUAGGACAAUACUGAACGGCAUUCUCGCUGUGAAAUUGUGGAAAGGUUUGAUGGGAAGGAGCAAAGGGACCCUCAGUUUGCAAGAAACACUGAAUCCAUGUCUUCAGCUUUCACAUUGUCAACAUGACUAUGUAGUUGAUUUCCAGACUCCUUUCUCUUCACCUCUAUGAUGGACAUCCGGGGGCGGCGUCUGAGUGGGAUUCGGGCUUGAUUCAUCUUUCAAAGAAUCAGGGCUCUUAAGUGAGUUUACAAAGGGAAGUAGUUCAGUUGGCUUUUGUUUCAAGGGAGUUGUAGUUUAUUCAAUUUGCUUGAGACAAUCGACUGGGAUAAACUACAACUCCCAGAAUGGCCUCCACACUCCAGCCUGGAUCUCUGAGCUGUGGAAGUAGGAUGGAAACCAGGUUGUGGUGUGUUCAGUCUGGUGACAGCAGAUGCUCUUACAUACUCGUGGUCUGGAGGGUGUAUCAUGACGCUGUCAUUUCCUUGUGCGCACUGUCCUUGCAGAGACUCUAUGCUUGUAUUUUAGGCCGUGCAUCAAAUCUAUGAAUUUCAGAUUAAAGACUCAUAACUUCCUCCUGAUUUUACUUGCCCAUCCCCCUCCUCCUUUCUGUCCUCCUCAACAGGCUUCCAAUGUUUCUAAUAAAAUUUAAUCAAAGAUUGUGAUAAUAUAAAGAAACUGGCUCUUUAUUCACUGCCUUAUAAAUAAAGACAACGUUUUGGAUAAAAGGCAAACUA